This is a messenger RNA of Ipomoea triloba (trilobed morning glory), 741 nucleotides long. RefSeq names its product isocitrate dehydrogenase [NADP]-like. The transcript has 7 exons. Bases 1 to 717 code for a protein of 238 amino acids. Gene Ontology annotation, molecular function: isocitrate dehydrogenase (NADP+) activity. Gene Ontology annotation, cellular component: mitochondrion. NCBI's taxonomy places the organism in Eukaryota, Viridiplantae, Streptophyta, Magnoliopsida, Solanales, Convolvulaceae. Gene Ontology annotation, biological process: isocitrate metabolic process. The record is from RefSeq and is a predicted model, not a curated record.
AUGGGUAUGGAUAAAGUUUACAAGUUGGAAAAGGCCAUGUAUGGAUUGAAACAAGUGCUAAGAGUUUGGUAUAACACCCUCUCGUGUUUUCUAAUCAACUGUGGAUUCACGAAAGGUCAAGUUGACAAAACCCUAUUCUGGAUCAAUGAUGGAGAUCAUAUUCUAUUGGUGCAAAUAUACGUUGAUGAUAUUAUCUUUGGAAACACUAAUCCAUCCCUAAGUGAAAAAUUCUCCAAGCUCAUGCAGCCCGUGAUUUGGCAAUCAAUCAAGGAUAAGCUCAUUCUGCCUUUUCUGGAGUUGGAUAUAAAGUACUUUGACCUUGGCCUCCCUCACCGUGAUGCCACAGAUGAUAAGGUUACAGUUGAAAGUGCAGAGGCUACCUUGAAGUAUAAUGUAGCAAUUAAGUGUGCAACAAUAACUCCAGAUGAAGCUCGUGUGAAGGAGUUUGACCUGAAGCAUAUGUGGAAGAGUCCAAAUGGGACAAUUAGGAACAUUUUGCAUAUGUGGAAGAGUCCAAAUGGGACAAUUAGGAACAUUUUGAAUGGCACUGUAUUCAGAGAGCCAAUUCUUUGCAAGAACAUUCCCCACCUUGUCCCAAGUUGGAACAAACCAAUAUGCAUUGGAAGACAUGCAUUUGGUGAUCAGUACCGAGCAACUGAUACAGUUAUUCAAGGAGCUGGAAAACUCAAACUGGUUUUUGGUAAAAGCCUUUCUUAGACUUUUAAAAAUUUAUUGGUUCCA